ACUCGACUUCAUCAUCUGAACUAUCCCACCAUCGUGACAGCAAGCAGUUUGCGUCGACAGUCAAACAGUCAGCGACAUGGAAAUGGUGGCGACAACUGCCUCAGCCACAGCCCCUGGAGUCUCCAGUCUCCGCUACUCUUCCGGGUCGGGCCACCGGCGGAUAAGGCCCGCAAAGAAGGUCACGGGUUACAGAAAAUUCGCCAUCCACUACCCAAACUGCUUCUCUUCCACGAGGGUAAAAGGGUCUUUGCUUAUCCGAGCUCUUGACCCUCAAAGAGGAGGAGGAGAAGAAGAAGAAGAAAGUUCAGGCAUCGCUAACACUACAAGCGCUCCAAACUCUCAGGACGAUCUGGAAUAUCUGGGGAAGGUUGUAGCUGGUUCCAUUGUGGCUGCAGCUGUUAUAAAGUAUGGAAGCAUAGUUUUCCCUGAGAUAACCAGACCCAACAUCGUACAGGCUCUUAUCAUGAUAUUAACUCCUGUUAUUGUAGCCAUUUUGCUUUUGAUCAAGCAGAGCCGUGCAGAGGGGCAAAGCUAGGAAUGCAAGCCUGUAAUUUAGCACAUAUCCUCUUGCAGGCCUAUAAGACAAAUUUAGCUGGUUUUAUAAGAACGUAUAAGCAAUCAGAUUUUCCUGGGUAGCAAGAUUGAGAUAUGGUUGAUCGUACGAUGAGGUGCCGUGCAACUGCAUUUUUACAAAAGCAAAAUAAAGAAAAGAGAUGCUUGAUGAUGCAAAACAAUUUCUGAUCUUAAAUAUUUUGUUCUGUUUAAAACUCAAUAUCUAUAUUUCUGCGGGUCUUGAAUGUUAGAAUCAUGCUACAUCAUGGAAGCUAUUGCUGCACACACAAUUACUGUUGUAGCUUAACCCUUGUGUCCAGUUUCAGUCACUUCAUGAGCCCUGUAUUCCGAAACUGCGAACCCCAAAAGAAUGUAAUUCAUCAAUAUUUGUGGA
Messenger RNA from Prunus dulcis (almond), 946 nucleotides. RefSeq lists its product as uncharacterized. The coding region runs from base 77 to 535 and encodes 152 amino acids. NCBI's taxonomy places the organism in Eukaryota, Viridiplantae, Streptophyta, Magnoliopsida, Rosales, Rosaceae. The record is from RefSeq and is a predicted model, not a curated record. The transcript is spliced from 2 exons. Gene Ontology annotation, cellular component: chloroplast.